UAGCACUCGCUUCGACCAAUCGAUUAGUCGCAUAACGAUAGCGGCUUCUUAAAUGCAGAUGUGUCGUGUAUACCAACGUCAGUCGGCUGGCGGCAGGCGGCCGGAGCCCUCGAUCAUGGCUCCCGGGAGCCGUUACAAUAUAUACGCUGCCUUUUGUAGUGACUGUAACGUUCGGCCGGUCCAUAGAGCUCGCGGUUGAAUGUGUGACCACAUUCUCAACGGCUGUGCAAUGUAACGAAAAUUAUCGUCGGACGACUAUUAGAUAAACUUUUAAAAACUAAUAUCAACUAACGAAAACGGCCUACAUUGUAAGUUUAAAAUAGGAGCGGACACUUGAAUAGUGCUCAAAUUUAAUUAUGAAGUGAACAAAGAAAGGAUUGUAACGGGAAAGAAAGGUGGGAGGAAGACGGAUGUAGACAGCACAGUGUCUACGAUGGACCGCUGGGUGACGGCGGCGAGCUCGCUGCUCUCCUUCCUGCUCUACUACAACACCUUGGACGCAGGAUUCGUUUACGAUGACAGGCGGGCGAUCCUAUCCAACCCCGAUGUCAUCGGCCACACACCUAUAAAGGCAUUAUUCGAAAACGAUUUCUGGGGAACACCGCUCACAGACCCCGGUUCUCACGGCUCCUAUAGGCCGCUGUGCGUCGCUACAUAUCGAUUAAACUACGCUUUCAGUGGAUUCAAACCGUGGAGCUACCACCUUCUCAACGUUAUAUUCCACUGUACAGCGACGGCCUUAGUGGUGAUGACAGCCCGCCGCCUCUUGCCGGCGUAUUGUAUGCGAGUGGGCUCCGCAGUCACCGGCCUCGCAUUCGCAGCGCAUCCUAUACACACUGAAGCCGUGGCCGGCGUCGUCGGCCGGGCCGACCUCGCCGCUUGCAACUUGUUCCUAUUAAGUUUUCUUCUGUACAGCGAACACAUACGAUUACGCGAGGAGAGACAUAAGAAACAAUGUCGGCAUAUAGUGAGAGACAAUUUGUUGCGCCGACAAAUACCAACUAACGAACCCCCUUUCAGACUGAGCUGCCAUAGCUUGGUACAGCACAUCAUGAUGAACGUUCGCAAACUGUUAAAGGCGAGUAAAGCCGGGCCGAUGAAGAUGUGGGACGCAUGUGAGGUGAACUGCGCAGUGAGACCAAAGUGUCAGUUUAGUGGUGGUGUGAGUGAGGAUUCAGGUGAACUGUUGCAGUGGCUCACGCUGGCGGGAACACUUACUUUCGCCGCGGCCGCCACUCUGUGCAAAGAGCCGGCCAUAAUGGUUCUGCCUCUUUGCAUAUUCUAUGACUUUCUUAAGGGCACUCGCUACGAGGAACCGUACUAUAAGCAUCGGUGGCGGAGUGUUUGUGCGUUGGGGACAGGAGGCUUCGCCCUCUUGUACUGGCGCCUUCGACUCGCGGGCACCCCUACAGCCUUCGCGGCGGCUGACAACCCCGCUUCGCGUGACCCUUCCAUUCUCACGCGUCUCUACACCUUUGCCUACCUCCCAGUCUUCAACUUCUUCCUCCUCAUUUACCCCUUUCAACUCAGCUUCGACUGGUCGAUGGACUCAAUACCGAGGAUAACGACAUUGUUCGACGCUCGGAACGUCACGACUGCAAUUUUCUACGCCGUUAUUUCUAAAGUGACCUGGCGAACACUAACGAAUGAAUUUAAAAAGCAUCAAGACAACCUAUUUCGUGAUGCAAAAUACUACAAAAAACAGAAUUGUAAAAUUAAGCACAAAUGGAAUUAUAGUAGCAAGCAGUAUAAUAGAGGACAAGACUGUUAUGAAAGAAAAAGCUAUCACGCUCCGCACAAAGAGAAUGUAUCAUCUAAAAAGCUAUUGUGUCCGUGCACUGGCUGCAAACAUUCGCUCAGUGAUGAGCACACGAGUAUGUGUCGCGCUAGCAACAACAAUAACAUAACGAUGCAUAACUCUAGUUGCAUCUGUCCAAUAUCGUUGAAUCCCAAAUCCAAGGCCAGCACGCCGCAUAAGAGCGUUUAUCGCAGUCCCCAAGUUGCGUUGCUGAUGUUCAUGGCGUUUAUGGUACUGCCAUUCGUGCCUGCGACUAAUUUACUUUUCUACGUCGGCUUCGUAGUAGCGGAGCGUGUUUUGUACAUACCGAGUGUCGGUUUCUGUUUAUUGCUCGGCUUGGGGGCUGGUGUGUUGACACGGAACUGGCAUCGGAGCGAGGCGCGCAGCAGACUGUUCAUGUUGGCUCUGCUGCUCACCUUAUCCGCUAUGUGUGGAUACACGCUGCGGCGAAACCUCGUUUGGCGGGAUGAAGAGAGCCUCUUCAGAAGCGCAUUGCAUAUCAACCCCCCAAAAGCAUACGGCAACUUGGGCAGUGUGCUGACCACACAGGGGCGGACCGCGGAAGCGGAGGUCGCCUUCGAGAGGGCGCUCAAGUACCGACCUAAUAUGGCCGACGUGCAUUAUAAUUUGGGAAUAUUACUACAAAACCAAAGACGUUACAGCGAUGCUAUCAAAAGUUUUGAGAGAGCAAUUUACUUUAGACCUUCAAUGGCUCUCGCGUACGUGAAUCUUGGUACGUCGUUGAUGGCGGAUGGUCGGCUGGCCGAGGCCGCGAGCGCACUGCGCGCCGGCUCUCGAGCCGAGGGUGUCCGAGUGCGGGACCGAAGGGAACACGACGCAGCCCGAGUGUCCGCGCUCGUGCAACUAGCGGCCCUCCACUCGCAGCGGGGCCACUGGCAUAAAGCCCUGUCGGCCUACAAAGAAGCUCUCCAAAUACUCCCGGACACAAACACGCCGAUUGUCGGCUGGACCCGGCAUAGUGUCCUAUCAAUGGUCGGGGAGAUUUAUGUUCAAUUACAGCAAUGGCCGUUGGCCGAGCACAGUCUGCUGUUAGCGUUAGCGACCGCGCCGCAUCACGCCGGCACACACGUCACAUUAGCUCAAAUACUCGCCAGAAAUGCUAGUAGGAGUAUGGAAGCUGAAAUGUGGUUUAAAAAAGCAUUAACUUUAGCGCCUAACGAUCCUUCAGUCAGGGAUCAAUUUGGCAUGUUCCUGAGAUCACAACGUCGGCUUCGAGAAUCAGCAGAGCAAUUAGUAGCAGCGGCGCAGUUGUCACCGGCGGACGGCGCACGCGCCGCGUCUGCCGCGCGUGCGUUACGGGACGCGCGGCGGUGUCGGUCGGCGGAGCGGUGGUAUGCGCGAGCCGUUCAGCUGAGCCCAGAUGACGCCGAGUAUCAUUCCAACCUUGGCGCUAUUUUACAUCUGAAUGGGAAGUAUGCUGCAGCGGCAACUUCCUACCGGCGAGCGCUACAACUACAACCCAACGACGAAAUAACCAUCACAAACCUAAAAAGAGUUAGAGCAUUAAUGAGCAAACAACGCAGAAAAUAAUCCAAUGAAACAGGCCUCAUGUAAAUCGAUACGUCAUAGAUGAAAUAGGAUGUCAAUUGCCAAAAGUAUUGUUAGAUACUGAAUACAAUUUAUUUUAUGCGUUUGUAAAUAAGCAAGUGUAAUUGUUAAUUUACUGGCUCUUGUUGCCUGUGCUUGUAAAGUUACGAAGACCAAAUUGAUGGUAGUUUGACUGCCUACCUUAUCAACAGAUUACAAUAGCAGGUAAGUUCAGAAUUAGUAAGACAGUGUAAAUUGAUAAACACGAAUUUUCAUACUUCGUUUGAUUACUGACGAGAUUUUCCUUCGAACAUGAUAGUCAGUAAGAAUUAAUAUUUAAACCGUAUAUCAUUAUCAUAAAAGGGACAUAAGUACCUUGAAUUAUUCAAUUAUAUACAUAAUUAUAGAUUUCCAAGCACAAAAGUGAAUUCUAAAGUGAGAAACGUCACAAAUAUUUUGUUGAACUUGCUGUUAAUUGUAAGGCUGCGCUACAUUGAAAUAAAAUUGAAAAAUUAAUGACAUUAAUGUAUUUUUUCAGCAUAUAUGGUGAUUUCAGAAUCCAGAAGUGUCUUUUUCAAUAUAAAUGAAUAUUUUAGUUAUGUCUUUUGUAAUACAGAGCUCUAUCGCGCAUACUUGUGGUUCGUUAUCGAAUACAUUGAAGGGUCUUAAAACAACGUCAUAGGAGUAGUUAGAAAUGAUUGUAAAUAGACUUUUAAAUAAAACAAUUUUAUACGUGUGCAAAUAUAGUUCUAAAGAAGCGUUGAUUUCCAUUAUUUCGGUGAAAAUAAUGGUUUUCUAUUGUUAUUAUUUUUGUCUUCCAUUAUAUUUUAACUGUCUGUUCCUUGUGAAAGCCGGACCUAAAAGAUACUGAUCGAAGUGAAAGGCUAGUGUAUAAACUGUUUAGCAUAUGAAAUGUAACAUAAAAUCUCGUUUUUAUUUUUUGGACGUUUGUUAGGUUAUAAAUGUAUAAACAUGAAGCUUGCUUGAUACUGAUUGUUCAUGCUGAGGCAAAGGCCAAUACAUUAUUCUGGAAGCCGGUGGUAUUAGCUUCUAAUUGUGUUGCGGGUUUCAUUCAUCGACCGGGAGCGAUCGCCUACGGACGCUGGACUGUUUGUCUGCUCCUAAUCCCCGUUACGUCUAUAUAGCAUUGAUUGUACAUUUCUGGAUGUUCAAUCGUGGAUAUUAUAUGUGUCAUUCUAAGGCUGUGUACCGAUUUACUACAAAAAGGAAUUGUCGUGUUUUAAAACACUUACACUUAAAAAAAAAUGGAAAUGAGCAUCUUUUUUUGUCGCAUACGCAUUUCGAUCUGAUACGAUAAUUUUUGAUGUAAAACUCUUUUUUAAUAUUGACAUAUUUAGUUUUAAAUUAAGUUGAAUCAUUUUCAUGACUACCUACUCAUAAUAUAGUUUAAAAUACGAGCAUGGUCUCUUCAAUAAAGUUGAGAGUUGAGAAUUUAAUAUUUACAAAAUUAUUUAAUAUCUAAGCUAAUGUUAACCGGUUAAUCAAGUUCCUUCAGAUGAAAUAGAAUAUGGCUAAUGGAAUAUCAUUGCUGCUAAAGAUUAUUCGCAUUGAGAAAUCUCAGUUGAAUUGACAUGUAACAUUCAUAAGUUACCGACGGCUUGCAUUUUAGACGUGAUAGGAAUUGCGAGAAAAACGAUAAAACUUGUAUUUUUUAUUCAUAUUUUAUAAAUCAGUACACGGCUGAUCAAAUGUCACUUAUGCUUCUCAAAAAAUUUUAGAUUCGACUUACAAAUAAAACGAAUGUACAUUUUAAACUUAUUUCAAAACUUCAUUUUUGGUAUCAAGAAAUUAAAAAAAAGAAUUUGAUUGAUUUUACUAAGCACUUCCUAAAGCAUAGUGUUAACUACAUGAUAAAAAAGAAGUAACGGGGAUUAGAUCAUUCUGCAUCUGUUUGUUUUUUAUAUUCAUAAAAAUAAUUAUUAAUUUAAAAUUAAAUAC
Molecule: messenger RNA, 5305 nt
Organism: Trichoplusia ni (cabbage looper)
Lineage: Eukaryota; Metazoa; Arthropoda; Insecta; Lepidoptera; Noctuidae
Gene: Tmtc2
Product: transmembrane and TPR repeat-containing protein CG4341
Exons: 11
Coding region: 434-3349 (971 amino acids)
Biological process (GO): protein O-linked glycosylation via mannose
Cellular component (GO): endoplasmic reticulum membrane
Molecular function (GO): protein binding; mannosyltransferase activity
Source: RefSeq, a predicted model, not a curated record